Molecule: messenger RNA, 3119 nt
Organism: Xenia sp. Carnegie-2017
Lineage: Eukaryota; Metazoa; Cnidaria; Anthozoa; Malacalcyonacea; Xeniidae
Exons: 5
Coding region: 7-345 (112 amino acids)
Source: RefSeq, a predicted model, not a curated record
UUCAAUAUGGCCGAUCACUCACAAGACCCGUCCGGUGUGAUUUCAGAGAAUGUUAAGCGCAAAAGGGAACGAAGCAAACGUUUUACAGAAAGAGUUAAUGCCAACAUCUGGGAGGCAGGAAAAUUAUCUCAGCAUAUGGUAAAAUCAUCUGGAUCGCCUGAAAUAAUGUCACAAACCACAAAACGACUGGUCCAAUCAGAAAAUGCAAUGAAAUCUACUCACGAGAAUAUCAAGAAAAUGCAGAGGCUUAUUGAUCAAAUGAAUACGCAGUACAACGAGAUUUAUCAACAUUUGGAUUUGUUAGCGAAAAUUGAUCAUCAGAUGCAUUGCACGGCAACGAAAUGACGGAGUGUAAGUCGACCUGUAAGAAAAAUCGAUACUGAAAUUAAAACAGCAUAUAUGUUUGGUAAAGAAACGUUUUUAGUGAAGAUGCUCACUAUAUCACUAUAAUUAGCCACUUUCUUUCAUUUUGUUUCCUGUUAAAAAUAAUAAUCAUGUUUUUUUAAUUUUUGGAUUGCAACGAACCUCCACGGAAAUAUCAAACAACGUGGCUCGCCCACGACAACUGGUGCCCACAAUAGCACUGACAUAAUAUUCUUUUGUAUUUGACCACCAACAUGGCGGUCGUGACAUAACAGGCAAACCACCUAUCCUUGACUUCUUCAUGAGCAAGGCAAGGCUACAUUUCUACGAUGCUUUGCUUUCAUGAACAUAAGCGAUCCAAUACGAGCGGUUUCGUAGAAAACAACAUAAGUGUAUUUUAUUUAGUCCUAUAUUUUGUCAGUUAUUGUGCAAAAUAACUCAUAUGUCGUCCAGUUGUUCAUUGCUGCCAUCAACGAGAAGCUCCUCGAUGCCCUCCUCACACAUUUCCUCUUCUGUUAAUUGCAUAUCGAAAGGAUCAUAUACUUCCUUUCAAACACGGGCUGUACUUAGUCGGCUGAGAACAUCGAGAAGAUUUUGACAUGGUCCAUGUUUCUGCACAUAAUUUCUUUAUCUUCUGAUUCAUCCAAGGGCUAGAACAGAGCAAAAACUUUAAAUGAUUUGGUAAUUAGCUUUUUGGGUAGCAUGCACCAAGACUGAAGCACCCAUUCGUGAGUAGAAAUAUGCAGACAGAAGAAUGCAAUGAACCGUCAAACACAAACACAGCAACUUGACACAAGUGGAAGGGUAAAGUGGAACAAAAGCAAAUAGAAAAGAAAAUCUCUUUUAUUUUGUUUCGUCCAUACGAAUAGCGAAGGGAAAAUAUUUUAUCAAAAAGCACAAGCUUAAUCUAUUUUUAGCCUUAAGUCUAUCAUUGAAUGCCUGAUAUCUUAAAUCAAAAAAGAGUGUCGUGAAAAAGAUAAAUUAUCGUAUUGCAAGAUGUCAAGCUUUCCUAAAUUCUUUGUAAGCAGUUCAAGUUCGUUCAAAACACUUUAUUGUUCAAGUUGAUCCAUUCCUUUCAGUGCCUCAAAAUCACCAAGGAUCAUCUCCUUAUAAAUUGUGUUGUGCGUCAUGUGGAUUGUUUUUGUGCUAUACUGGACUAGACGCAACACUGAUUGUAAGGCACAAUUUGAAUAACUAUUUAGACCGUUAAAUCUAUUGAAUUUAAUGGCAUUCGGUUCACGUAUGAAAGGAGUCUGAGUUGCGCACUAAAUUGGUCUUACUGUGUGCAAGUUGGUGCGAGUACGUCAUGACUGCCAAGUUGGACGAUUUUGACAAAGACUUUCCUCUCGUACUAUGCAAAUGUCAUCCAAUACGGCGAAUAUUUUAUUGUUGUUUAAUUCCCAAGUGAGUGGUUGCACGCCAUCUAUAAUAUGGCUAAAUCAAAAGAACUGCAGUUUUCAAGAUAUCUCUUAUGCCAUGAACUUGUAUGUUAGGUUAUUUCAAAAUUAAAGCCUAUAAAAGUAGCGUUGAAUUCAGGUUUAUGAAUUAAUAGAACAACAGCAAGUACAAUGGCUGAAAGAGUAAGAAAUAGAUGUACGAAAGAAGAAAGGAAAAAGUUGAAUGGCGCUUUCAACUUUACUUGAAAACGAUAAUUUGGGAGAUGAAGCAGUUGUGAGCAAGCUGAAAUAUUUACCGAUGCUUACGAGAGACGGCAUGUUGGACGACUAUUAUGUCAAGUUUGAAAGUGAUUCUCAACGAAACUCCACUUUACACUGCAAGCUAUCAAUGCAGGGUUACAACAACGUCCACCAAGAAAGCUAUUUGUCAGUGCGUAAACCGCACCAUAUUUAAGCAUAUAAAAGGCAUGCUGUUUAUGUUGAAUCGACCAGUUCUUGUAAAACACCGUCAUGACUGUAUAAAGUGUUCUCAAAGAACAGUUAAAAUUUGCUCCACAUGGACAGUAUUUAGAGAAGAAUAUGAAUAUAAUAUUUGAACAUCGAGAAGCCAUGGCCGAGUACAGGGGAUAAAUACUACCGUAAAAUAUGCUGUCAAAAAGAAGAAAUGUAAUCGUUUGUGUACUUCACCAUGUCUACCCAAAUAUUCACGGCAUUGCUAUGCCAAAAUGGUUAACGUCUAUUUGAAGAAUGGCUUUGUAAGAAAGUCGAAAAUUUACAGUUUCUAUCUGCGUCUAGUUUUGAGUGAUAGAUUGUAUUCUCAACACGUAUUGUACAGCUGAUGAAACAAAUCUGUACCGGCUAACCUUGGUGAAAUAUUGCACAGAGAACAAAAUUGUGCAGACAUACUUUCUUUGACGUCUCACGUAAGGAUAGACCCCAUGGUUAGAAACUAUAUUAAUGUAUUGCUGUCGUGUGAACAGACAAACACUAAAUGAUGAUGUCCUACAGCGAAAUGCUUUUCGAUGUAUUUCUAGAGUUGUUCUGAAAAUGUCAAUGGUUUGAAAGUCGAUGCUACAAAUGUGUGGUUUGUUUUCUUGAUUGUCACUUUACGAAAUAAUUUUUUUUAUCAUACUUCAAGCAUCUAUUACCGUAAAUGGACUAAAUUUUCCAUCUGUUUCCAACGCACUCACUGAUCGACGGCAGCCGCAAAAACAAAUCUGCAUUGCUUAACCGUAAGAAAACGUGCUGCUUUUGAAAGACAUACUUGCUUCCAUCUUUUUCAAAAGACGACAUAAGUAACUAUAAAUGUAUUGCUAAUGUAUUACCAAACUAAGAUUAAUAUAAAUGUAUAUAUUUGUA